Beauveria bassiana ARSEF 2860 is the source of this 996-nucleotide messenger RNA. RefSeq names its product hemolysin-III channel protein Izh2, putative. NCBI's taxonomy places the organism in Eukaryota, Fungi, Ascomycota, Sordariomycetes, Hypocreales, Cordycipitaceae. The record is from RefSeq and is a predicted model, not a curated record. Gene Ontology annotation, cellular component: membrane. The coding region runs from base 1 to 996 and encodes 331 amino acids. Gene Ontology annotation, molecular function: signaling receptor activity. The transcript has 5 exons.
AUGUCGCUCAGGAAAAACUCACCCAUAUCCGUCAUGGCCACAGAGGUUGCGUCCGCCCCUGUAACCCCGCCGCCCAGCCAUGAGGCUGUCCGGAAAUACGGCCGCGCGACAUGGCUCGAGACGCCAAGGCUGCUCUUCUUCCACGAGCUUCCGUUUUGGCAGCAAGAUAACGAGCAUAUCCUGUCUGGCUACAGGCCAACAUCUGGCUCAGCGUGGACUUCGUUUACUUCGCUGCUAUAUGUCAACAACCAGACUGUCAACACAUACUCUCACCUUUUCGGGGCACUAAUUUUCCUACUGCUUCCUUUUCACUUCCAUCACGACAUCUUUCCGUGGCAGCCAAACGCUCAAAAGGAAGAUGUGCUCGUUGUCUCCAUUUACUGCGUAGGCGUCGCUGUGUGCUUCAUCUUUUCAACCAUAUUCCAUGUGCUAUGGAAUCAUAGUCACGACGUUUCACGAUUCUGCAAUAAACUCGACUACUUGGGCAUCCUCGUGCUGAUGUGGGGAGCGGGCAUCCCAACAAUAUACUACGGAUUCAUCUGUAAUCACAGUCUCCGAAUCAUGUAUUGGACAAUGACGACCAGCACAGCACUCUGCUGCACCAUUUUCACACUCACCCCCGCCUUUGUCACACCCGAAUACAGACAGAUACGUGCCAGCUUCUACGCCGGGUUUGGCCUCAGUUCCAUCAUCUUUGUAGUUCAUGGUUUAAUCCUUCACGGGUGGGAGCUGCAAAAGUCGCGCAUGUCCUUGGUGUGGAUGGGCUGGAUGGCAACGGCCAAUCUCGUGGGCGCAUUGAUCUAUGCUGCAAGAAUACCUGAAAGAUGGGUUCCCUACACGUUUGAUAAUUUUGGCGCCAGCCACCAGAUCCUCCACGUUGCCGUCAUGAUUGCUGCAUGGAUCCAUUUCCGCGGCUUGAUGGAGGCCUUUCACACCAUUCGAUCUCAAAAUGACAUUUGCAGAGGAGUAUAUAGAGUUGAUCAUGGAGGUUUAUAG